UUGGCUCACGAUUUCUAUUCCUCCCUUCUAUUCUCUCACUGACUCGAUCACGGCUUCAAACCUUGGUGGUGCGGUUGGUGUGGUGCAGGGAAGAUCACGGCGGUGGUGGCCGAUUGGUGGCGCAUCAGAGAUCUGCAUAGUGGUGGUUGUUCAGUUGGCAUACGCUUUAUGCAGGAACAUAAUGAAACGUAGGGCAACAACAAACUUGGAAUUAGAAUUGCAUGGAGGACUUUCUCAGGGUUCAAAUUCGCAGUCCCAUACUUCCCAUGGUUCACAAGAAGAGGACGUGGGGACUACCAAAAGCAAUGAGUUAAUAACACCGAAGAAGACUCGAGGCCCCACACGCUGCGCAAAUGUGGUACAACAUGACACCAAAAAGAAUGGCCUGAUACCAUUAAGUGUGAAUGAGCAUGGACAGCCUAAUGGAGCCGAUGAAAAAAAUUUCGCUAAUUAUUUGGGCACAAUUGCCCGUAAUGGUCUUGCAACUCCCUUGAACUAUAAAAAUUGGAGGAAAGUCCCUGAAAUAGUUAAAGAGGACAUGUGGACGACGGUCCGGGGCAAGUUUGCAGUAGAAGAAAUCUCAAAAGAUUGGACAUUAUCAUCCCUUGGUCAUAAAUGGAAAGAUUGGAAGAGUGAAAUUAAAAGUAACUAUUAUAAAAUUUGGCGUACAGAUGAACAACGAUAUGCAAACCCACCACCAAGUGUUGAGGAGGACCAAUGGGAUUAUCUCAUUAGAUAUUGGUGUACAGAGGCAGCACAGAAACAAAGCCAACAAAAUGAAGUAAAUCGCUCUAAGCAAACAAUGCUGCACACAACUGGGACAAUGAGUUAUGCGCGGAAGGCUGAAAAGACACAACUAGAAGAGCUUGCUGCAACUCAGCCUUCUAACCCAGAUGAACCUUCACCCCAUGAUUUUUAUGCCCAAGUUAGGGGAGAAAAAAGAAGGGGCCGUGUUCGGAUGUAUGGCUUGGGACCUACGCCAACUAGUCUUUGGGGGCCAUCUCUUAGUAAAGCGGAGCUGAUAAGGAGGACCUCACAAGCAGAGGAAGAGGCACGUCUUGCUCGUGCAGAAAUGAAUGAGAAAGUGGACAAGAUGCGUGCCGAGUAUGAUGAAAAAUAUGAAGCUUUGAAUGCAAAGAUGGCUAUGAUUUUGCGUCAUAUCGAAAAUCAAAAUUCUAAUGUACAGGUACCUGGCUCCUCAACUACUACACUUGGUGAUCCUUAAACUUUAUUUUUGGUCAUUGAAUUUCAUCCUUGGGCAAUUUGAAGGAAGACGAGAGAUGAAAUUGAACCAUUAAUUCUCAAGGCCCUCGCAUAGUCUCACUCAAAUUCUCAAUGAAAUUUUGAUGUUUUAUUUUGCAUGAUUUCCUUUUGAACCUUUUAUUAGCACUUGACAUUUUGAAACAAAACUUAGAUGUUAUGGGAUGUUAUUGAAUUUUAAUGCAACUUUCUUUGUUCUAUGUUAUAUAUCAAAUUUAAGUUGUUGGA
Messenger RNA from Cornus florida, 1488 nucleotides. RefSeq lists its product as uncharacterized. Lineage: Eukaryota; Viridiplantae; Streptophyta; Magnoliopsida; Cornales; Cornaceae. The record is from RefSeq and is a predicted model, not a curated record. The transcript has 8 exons. Bases 182 to 1225 code for a protein of 347 amino acids.